Messenger RNA from Sarcophilus harrisii (Tasmanian devil), 1835 nucleotides. Its product is annotated as growth arrest-specific protein 1-like. The transcript is spliced from 2 exons. The record is from RefSeq and is a predicted model, not a curated record. Gene Ontology annotation, biological process: regulation of cell cycle. Bases 13 to 867 code for a protein of 284 amino acids. Lineage: Eukaryota; Metazoa; Chordata; Mammalia; Dasyuromorphia; Dasyuridae.
CCCACGGGGGCCAUGAGGCCGCCGCCGGGCCGGAGGGACAGCGGCGGCUGGCCAGUGCUGCCGCUUCCGCUCCUGCUCCUGUUCCUGCUCUCGCCGUCGCUGCUGGCCGACGUGGCCGGUCCGGCGCCCGGGGAGCCGUGCUGGGAGGCGCUGCUGCGCUGCCAGGGGGAGCCGGCGUGCGGCUCGGCCUACAGCCAGAGCCAGGCGGCGUGCGAGCCGGUGCUGGGGGGCGCGGGCGGCUGCCCCAGCCACUGCGUGGGCGCGCUGCUGCAGCUCAACGGCACGGAGCGCGGGCCGGCCCUGGAGCGCUGCGAGUGCGGGGCCGACGCGCGCUGCCGCCGCCUCAAGGCGGCCCUGGAGCCGUGCCUGCCGCGGCCCGCGCGCGGUGGCCUGGGCUGCACGGCUGCCCGACGCCGCUGCCAGGCCGAGCCCGCCUGCCGGGACACGCUGGCCUCCUACCUGGCCCGCUGCGGGCAGCUGUUCAACGGGCGCCGCUGCACGGCCGCGUGCCGCGCGGCCAUCGGGGCGCUGCUGGCCACGGCCGGGGGCCCGCUGCUGGAGCGCUGCGUGUGCGACGGCGCCGAGCGGCCCUUCUGCCAGGUGCUCAAGGAGAACAUGGGCCGCCUGUGCUUCGGCCCCGCGGCCGCCGCCGCCGCCGCCGCCGAGGCCGAGGAGGACGACUACGAGGACGAGGAGGAGACAUCGAGGCCGCCGCCGCCCCCGCCCCACGGCCCCAGCCAGACUCUGUGGGGGCGCUCCCGGGCCGAGCCGCUGCGGCCGGGGUUGGGGCAGGAGCCUGGGCUCUCCCAGGGCGCCCUGGCCCUGGGCCUCCUGGGGCUGGUGAUCUGGCUCCUCUCCGGACCCUAGGCCCCCUCUGUCCCCGGAGCAGAAAUUCAGUGGGAAUGGAGCGAAGUCACUGUCUGGUGGCACCCACACCUGAACCGGAGGGAGCAACAUUUCUGACACUGCUCAUCCCACCCGGAUAGGGAGCUCACUGCCUGUCUUGGAAGCCCAUUCUAUCUGAAACAGCUCAGACUGUCGGGAAAUUUUCUCUACAGGCCUUGGAAAUCGGUCUCUACAGAUUACCCCACAGAGAGAAAAAAUGCAACAAGAAUAAUGCAGGUGGAAAUGUGAAGACCAGAUUCCCGCUAAUGUUUCUGAAUGCAGGGAGACACCCUGUUGGGAGCUAGGAAGGAGGAAUGAAUUUCUGCCCCUCUGUUCUCUUCCCCCACAUAGGGGACCAAGGAAUGGUGAUUAUUACCUGAGAGAGCCACGUGAUCAGAGGAAGCCCCUGAGAGUGAUAGGAUUGAGGCUUGGGUAGGAUUUUUCCACCACGGGCCAUUCCCACCCUCCUUUUCCAAUGCAGCCUCCUGCAUCACUUCUCCCUCAUCUGUUCAGUGGCUCUUCUCUCCCUUGCUAUCAUUUCCUGAAGGACUGAGCCCAGCUCACUCUUCUCACUCACUAAUCUCUCCUCAUGUCCACAAAGGCAGGGUUCCUUCACUGACUGCCUUCUUCGCCCCCUAGUCUUCCCGGACAUCUCAAGGAAUCCUGAGCGAGCUCAUCGUUUGCAGCCUCCCAUUCAGACUUUCCCCUAACGGCCACCAGCCAACCAGGGACCAGUCCAGCCCUCCUUUGGGCACGUCCCCAUGUGAAUAUUGUACAGGGCUGCGAGGGGAGCUUCCCUCUCUGCAAAGACGUUGUAUAGAAAUAAACCUGUUGGAAGUUUAUUUAUGUUGUAAAAAUGUCAACAGAGCCCCUAGCCCUGGACCCUUCUUCAAACUAAAAUAAAAUAUGAGAUUGUGCCAUCCAUUCUCAGCAGUAUCAGACUUCAAGGU